GAUCUAUUGACCGUCCUUUUACACCAGGCCGGGGUUGCUUUGUGGCUGUCAACUUUCCCCGAGGUCCGAUGUGGUGUCCAUGUUAAGUGUGGUGGCCGCUGCGACGACGGAGGAGAAAUGAAGCAGAAGCGGAAAGGAGAUCUCAGCCCUGCUGAACUAAUGAUGCUGACCAUAGGAGAUGUUAUUAAACAACUGAUUGAAGCUCACGAGCAGGGGAAGGACAUUGAUCUUAAUAAGGUGAAAACCAAGACAGCUGCCAAAUACGGCCUUUCCUCACAGCCUCGCCUGGUGGACAUCAUUGCUGCAGUCCCACCUCAAUAUCGGAAGGUCUUGGUCCCCAAGUUAAAGGCAAAACCCAUCAGAACUGCCAGUGGGAUUGCUGUGGUGGCUGUGAUGUGCAAACCCCACAGAUGUCCACACAUCAGUUUUACAGGAAACAUAUGUGUAUACUGCCCUGGUGGACCUGAUUCCGAUUUUGAAUAUUCGACCCAGUCAUACACUGGAUAUGAGCCAACUUCCAUGAGAGCGAUCCGUGCUAGAUACGACCCUUAUCUGCAGACAAGACACCGAAUAGAACAGUUGAAACAGCUUGGUCACAGCGUGGAUAAAGUGGAGUUUAUUGUGAUGGGUGGAACAUUUAUGGCCCUUCCAGAAGAAUACAGAGAUUAUUUUAUUCGAAAUUUACAUGAUGCAUUGUCAGGACAUACCUCCAACAAUAUUUACGAGGCAGUCAAGUAUUCUGAGAGGAGCCUCACAAAGUGUAUUGGAAUUACUAUUGAGACUAGACCUGAUUAUUGCAUGAAGCGGCAUUUAAGUGACAUGUUGACCUAUGGCUGUACAAGGCUGGAGAUUGGCGUACAGAGUGUCUACGAAGACGUGGCCAGAGAUACCAACAGGGGCCACACUGUGAAAGCAGUAUGUGAGUCAUUUCACCUGGCCAAAGAUUCUGGUUUCAAAGUUGUGUCUCAUAUGAUGCCUGAUCUGCCCAAUGUGGGGCUAGAGAGAGACAUCGAACAGUUCACAGAGUUUUUUGAGAACCCUGCUUUUCGUCCUGAUGGUUUGAAACUCUACCCGACCCUGGUGAUCCGUGGAACUGGGCUUUAUGAGCUGUGGAAAUCAGGAAGAUAUAAGAGUUAUUCUCCUAGUGACCUGAUCGAAUUGGUGGCUCGGAUCCUUGCCCUGGUGCCUCCAUGGACUCGAGUGUACCGAGUACAGAGAGAUAUUCCAAUGCCCUUAGUCAGCUCAGGAGUAGAGCAUGGUAAUUUGAGGGAGCUGGCAUUUGCAAGAAUGAAAGACCUUGGAAUACAGUGUCGAGAUGUGAGAACCAGAGAGGUUGGGAUUCAAGAAAUUCAUCACAAAGUACGACCAUACCAGGUUGAAUUGGUAAGGAGAGAUUAUGUUGCAAAUGGUGGCUGGGAAACAUUCUUAUCCUACGAAGACCCAGAUCAAGACAUUUUGAUUGGCCUCCUGCGAUUACGAAAGUGUUCGGAGGAAACCUUCCGUUUUGAAUUGGUUGGAGGUGUUUCCAUAGUCCGAGAGCUGCACGUGUACGGAAGUGUGGUCCCUGUGAGCACGGAUCCUACUAAAUUUCAGCAUCAGGGAUUCGGCAUGCUGCUGAUGGAGGAAGCAGAAAGAAUAGCUAGAGAAGAACAUGGAUCCGGGAAAAUAGCUGUUAUAUCAGGCGUUGGCACGAGGAAUUAUUACAGAAAGAUUGGCUACAGAUUGCAAGGCCCGUACAUGGUAAAGACACUGAAGUAACAGUCAUGCCAGCCCACCUCGAUGCCCUAUCCUCCCAGGGCAGGAAGUAGAGAUUCCAGAUGUUGAACACUCAGCAGAGAGGCUGAGUGAAGAAAAUGGACCUACCCUGUUCCUCUGGCAAGAAGUUUUCCCCUCAUCUUGCAGCUGCAGAGACUAGAAACUGUUUUCAGGGCGGGGCCAGGCAGCUGCUGAACAAGCAGGGAACCUCGUGCUCAGCUCCAAGCCGCCCUGUGUGUUCUCAAGAAGUGACUGCAGUUUUCAAGGCUCAAGUCAGGUACCUAAUUUCUAAAUUCUGCAUGAGGCCUGCAAGCCACCUACUUGGACUCAAACACAGUGACAAAAGCAAAUCAGUCAACUCCUUUGGACACCCUAAUUCAGGAAAUAAAAAUAGGUAUUGUCAUUUGAGAUGUAAACUGAGGAGGGGGUUAUUUAUACGCUGUAGGGACAGAAGGCCAGGUUGGAACGCAGGAAAAUGGACAGAAUUUGAUCUCUGGACUUGAACUCCAUAAGCAUUCCAGCACAAACAAGAAAAUGAGCUUGUUUUAAUGGGAAUCAUUCUGGUUCCUGUACUGAUGUUUGCAUAACAGUGUGAUGGGAGCAAGGGAAGUGAGGUUGUAUGUUUGUGUUUCAGGCUUGAAACCAGCCUUUUUCAUUUGUGCGCCUUACAAGCAUCCUUAAUUUCACAUUUCUUACUGUCUGUACUUCCCACACCUGACAACUGCAAAACACAGUGGGCAGUACUUAUGCCCAGAGAUGCGUUUGGCUUCCCCUUUUGUCUGUCCUUAGCAGGCCGAGUCUGACAGGUUUGUGUCUGAGGUGCGGUGGCCCGAAGUCAAGAUUUCCUCCCACAGAAGCUGUUCCCUGCAUUCUAAUUCUUUAAGAUGGAUUUUGGUUUGAUUUAAAUGGAGAAAGAGUUUCAAUCAUGUAUGAAAGCAAAAAAACAAAACAAUGUAAAACAGGCCCAGAUCUAAAACUAGGAAAAAGAUUAGCUUUUUCAAAGGUUCAUCUUCUAGCACUGUCUCUUUGUAACUUGUAGUAGGUAAGCUACUGCGGAGACUUGGCCCAGAGAGGGUCCGUUCCCAAGGGCAUGGCUUUCCCCUGCGCCCCUUGCUUCUGUGGCAUUUUACAAAGGUUUAUUAAAUGGAAUUGAUUCCCCUAAAAGUUUCGAAAAAUAAAAUCUUCAACAUACAAAGAAGAC
Rhinolophus ferrumequinum (greater horseshoe bat) is the source of this 2956-nucleotide messenger RNA. It is a transcript of the gene ELP3, whose product is annotated as elongator acetyltransferase complex subunit 3. Gene Ontology annotation, biological process: tRNA wobble base 5-methoxycarbonylmethyl-2-thiouridinylation. Gene Ontology annotation, cellular component: elongator holoenzyme complex; cytoplasm; nucleus. NCBI's taxonomy places the organism in Eukaryota, Metazoa, Chordata, Mammalia, Chiroptera, Rhinolophidae. The record is from RefSeq and is a predicted model, not a curated record. Gene Ontology annotation, molecular function: iron-sulfur cluster binding; acyltransferase activity, transferring groups other than amino-acyl groups.